AUGCCAGGGGAGCCGUGGAGUACAAACUUCAGCGAAGACCAGACACCGGUCACGCGGGACUCGCCUGUCGCCGUGAACCCGGCGCCAAAUGUGGCCAGCGCUGGCUUCAGCGAUGACAGUUUAUACGGAGGCCCACUGCUUGACGGCAAGCCGGAGGGACAUGGCAUAUGUCUCUUUCCGUCAGGGACUAUCUGUUCCGGGAAGUUUGAGCGCGGAUUCCUAGAAGGGCCCGCAGAGGUACUGCUCCCCUCCGGUGCACUCUUCACUGGUAACUUCACGAGAUCCGUGGCGAACGGAUCUGGAGCGUGCAUGCAACAUGGGCGUCUUAUGCGUGGCACCUGGUGUGAGGGGGUUGUGGUGGAGCAGACUGAGGAGGACCUUGGUUGUGGCAGCCGUGCCAAAUUAUUCACUAGCAUCGCAGGUCGAUUGUAUGCUGAGCUGCGAAACCUCACAACUAAGACGAAGGCGCCGGACUUGCACCACCCGUAUCACAGAUGUCGCAUCAUGGAGCCAAUAGUUCAUCUUUGUGAGCAGCAAUCCUUCGAACGGGACCCGAUGGUACCAAGCAAGGAGGCACUUGAUUACUUUGUACUAAACCCCGCUGUCACGAAAGCAGUGCCUCCUGCGUUACUCACUGCCGGAACUGCAGCAACCCCAGGUGGGAGUUCGAGUGAUACUGAAGGAUCUUUCGUGGGACGAACGGUGCGGCGCCAAACGAAAAACGUGGAAGUGCAUAUGCAAGAUAAACCUGUUAACAGAAAUUUACUUACUAUGGGAGCCUCUCCAUAUGCGGUAUUUGCAUGUGCUGGACCCGCAGCCAAUGAGAUCUUCUCAUUUAGUCGCUACGUGAAAUAUUUCUUAAUAUUUCUUGUCCCGUUCUUGUCAUUACCGCAACUACCAUUUUCUCCCAUCCGUAAGGCCAGGCUGGAAAUGGAACGAGAAUUCGUUGUGAGUGGUGCCUCACUCCUACGAGAACACGACCCUCCUUUUUUGUCGCUACACUUUGUAACUGUUGCAAUCUGCUGCAAUAUCACGGCUGUAGUGAUUGUUGCAGCCAAGGUGACUCUGGGACACGUGAGCGGUGGACAUCUGUCACUUGCAGAGGUAGUUGUUCCAUGUGUCUUUUGGGUCGUGCAAGCUAUGCUUUUCGCUGCAUACAACAGCUACAUGCGAGUAGCCCACGCGUUGGAGCGUCUUGAGCGUCGUUUGACACCACACAUUUCUGCCUUUGCCGCGGGUCUGGUGGACAACAAAGCAAAGGUAUGUAUUUAUACCUGGGAUGAGAAUGGCAGAGCAUUGGUAAAGAACAAGCACUACCGCUAUCGCUGGUUGGCAUGUUCAAUUGUUGUUGGUCUCGUCAUGGGGUUUUCAGCCCCCUGCACACGGGUUGGCUUUGGGCAUCCAAUGUUUGGCACAGAAAAAUACGAUGUGGCAGCGGCAGUUUUGUUUUUUGCCUCAAACUUGUUGUUUUCUACUGUUGUCGCGUACUACGUGUUGAAAAUUACGGAUAUGCAGCGGCAAAUAUUGGAGCAGAUGCGUGUUAUUACCCGACUGGCGUACUUGGAGGGCCGAAGCUUAAUGCGGCCGAGUGAAUUUUUAAAGCAACGAUUUAACUUUGAUGAACCGUUGAAUCCAUACGAUGUGUUAACUGGCGUCGUGGGAUGGUGCGUAGUGCGGUCCCUCGUGCUUUACGCAUCCACGUGCUCCAACCAUGCGUCUCGAGGCUCCACCAUGAGCAUCUACCUUACACUUGUUUUUUGUGGUUUUCUUGUGACGAUUGGUGAUAUUGUCUACGUGUUGGUGGUUGGUUACUCUCACUCUGGGGCGAAUUAUUCCUUAGGGCACACUUACGCCUUUGUACUCUGCACGCUUUGGGGUUUUAUGCUACAAAGGUAUCUCUACAUCUGUGUUGGAACCCUCAAGGAACACACCACUCACCUUUAUCUCCUUGAUGUGGCAUGCUUGUACCAUCGACUAAGGCAUAGACCCAAUGAUGAGAGCAGCGAUGCUAUAGCGACAUGUCAUCAAAUGAUUAAAGCGCAUGAUGAAUUACCUUCCAUUUUUUCGGUUCGGAUCUCACCGCUAAUGUUGGUGGUAAUGGUAUUUAUUCAUCUGCUUGCACUGGUGGCAAUAAGCAUGAACUUGUGCAUUGCUAUUAACUACCCGAAACCCCACCAUCUCUAG
Trypanosoma conorhini is the source of this 2184-nucleotide messenger RNA. RefSeq lists its product as uncharacterized. Lineage: Eukaryota; Euglenozoa; Kinetoplastea; Trypanosomatida; Trypanosomatidae. The transcript has a single exon. Bases 1 to 2184 code for a protein of 727 amino acids. The record is from RefSeq and is a predicted model, not a curated record.